Molecule: messenger RNA, 945 nt
Organism: Effrenium voratum
Lineage: Eukaryota; Dinophyceae; Suessiales; Symbiodiniaceae
Source: the annotation of a GenBank genome assembly
AUGAAUUUGUCCACGAUGACCAGCUUCGCGAACUUCAGUGGCUCCGAGUACAUGAAGAAAUUCAUGGACCUGGAGCUCGUGAGGGACUGGAGCAAGCUGCGAGACUUCGAGAAGACGGAAGUUUGGGCCAUGGCCAACCGCACGCGCGAGGCGUCUUGGGAGCUCACCCGGGUGGUGCGGAGCGAGGCGGCCGGCAUCUUGGACGAGGUGUUGGUCUUGCUGACGGCCACUGCCCGCAACAUGGCGGAUCAGCUGAGCUCGUUGGAAUCCUACGCAUUGGCCACGGGCAUCUUGACGGAGCAUGCAGUGAACGACAUGGCGGACUUCUACAAGAAAACAGUCAUGGUGUGCGUGGCAGUCGCCUGCGGUAUGGCCCUCUUGGCCUUCGUCUACGCCUGCUACCUCGAGUAUGUCUAUGAGAACAAUGAAGUGGCGCGGGCCUUCGAGACGGACCCAGCGGCGCGGCAAGGCUGCUGCUGGGGCUGCGUGAAUUGCAUCGGGCACGUUUUCCACUACACAGGCUUCUACGCGCUGAUUCUGCUGCAAGAUGCCGUGUCCCUGGCUUUGGUGAUUAUGACCCUCAUCAUGGGCACCGUGAGCCUAGCCCAGAUAGGCGUGGCCGAGGGCUGCGGCGGCGCGCCGCUUCUGAGCAGCGACCAGGACUGCAGCGCCAUGCUGCGGGAGCUCGGGGCCUUUGUAGGCGGCGACCUCCUGGCUGGUGCUGCCUCCUGCCGCGAGGGCGGUGUGCUGAUCUGCGAGGAUCUGGCGGCGGACGUCAAUCUCGUCUACAGCACGCUGCUGGCAGCGAUCGUGGGAUGCGUAGUGUCUUGCUGCAUCCCACGGCGCUUGCUGGUGGUCUGGAUGUCGGCGCACCAAAGCAUAAAGACGGCCGAGGCGCUGGCCGACGCGCAGCGUAAAGAGGACGUGCCUACAGAAUUGGCCUGA